Messenger RNA from Sinocyclocheilus rhinocerous, 1911 nucleotides. RefSeq names its product GSK3-beta interaction protein-like. Gene Ontology annotation, molecular function: kinase regulator activity; protein kinase A binding. The record is from RefSeq and is a predicted model, not a curated record. Lineage: Eukaryota; Metazoa; Chordata; Actinopteri; Cypriniformes; Cyprinidae. Gene Ontology annotation, biological process: regulation of canonical Wnt signaling pathway. Gene Ontology annotation, cellular component: cytoplasm. The transcript is spliced from 3 exons. The coding region runs from base 51 to 494 and encodes 147 amino acids.
GAAGCUGCGCAAAGGCUGCGCAUAAUUGACGCGCGUGAGUCCUAGCCGGCAUGAGCCGGAAAUGUUCUGACGAACUACCCCCGGAGGAGGGGAUGGAGGUGGACUGUACGCCAGAGGACCUGUCGAGGUGUUCGUAUGAGGAGCGCUGUGUGGAGCUGGGAGAGGUGAAGGACAUGAGGCUGGAGGCUGAGGCGGUGGUCAGUGAUGUGCUCUUCGCGGUCACAGACAUGCACGUCUCUCACAGUCUCACCAGCGGACUGGAUGUGGCCUACAUAAACGUGGAGACCAGAGAGGGAAAGCGAUACUGCUUAGAGCUCACUGAGGCAGGGUUAAGGGUGGUGGGACACGUCUUCGAUCAGGUGGAUGAGGAGUUGAGCUCCCAGUAUCAUGAGACUGUUUACUCACUGCUGGAUUCUCUCAGCCCCGGAUACAGAGAAGCAUUUGGAAAUGCUCUGCUACAGAGACUGGAGAGGCUCAAACAAACCGGACAGUGAGGGCUUCAGUAUCAUUCAUAAUAUCUCUGCUCGCUAACAGUUCAGUGCCGCUCUCAGCUUAAAGCAUCAGUGGUACCUUUUUCAGUUUUUAGCCUGUGAUAUGUUUUAACAGAUCUUCUUCUGACUUGCCUGUGAUGUUUUAAAGUAGUUUACUGUUAUUUGGAGAGGUAUCAUUGCUGUGACACAGCGGGCCCAGAUGAAUACUCCAUUUUUAUUCAUAUUUAUGCAAAUGAAAUAACCCUCAGAAAGAGCAACGUGCUGUUUUGAGGACUAUCGGGAAAUGUUUCCUUUAAAAGUACAGCAUGGCUCUUUAAAGUAUUAACAUUAAAAACAUAUCAGAUGCCUUACUACUUUCAUUCAGAUUUCUAACAAUUCCGUUUUCUUUCGUUCAGAAUUCAGUUUGUAGUUGUUAUUUGAAAAUCCUGAUACAUUAUCUUCUCUUCCUUUAGUUUGCUACAGAUAAUUGAAUAUCAGACCCCUUUGUGAAUGUAAAAACACAUCGAUUGCUUCAUUGUUUUCUUUCUCAAUCUGUCAAAAUUAGCAGUAAGGAUUGAAAAGCCAAAAACAUAGUGGUGAUAUCCACUAACACCUCCAAAAAGUCAUUUUUUUAAGAAAAUGGUGACUUUCUUAAACCUGUUUCAAAUAUCAAAGAUGGUGCAUUUUAGCACUGAAACAGAAGCUUUAUACUUUAUAUUUGCAAAAGAGUUGAGCCGAAUCUUUUCCCCCACAAUUACAUUACAUAACAGCAGCAUGUUCGACUUUUUGUUGUAAAGAGAAAGACAGUCCUAUAUCGGAAAGAACAAACAUCUCAUGUAAUAUUGUCCAAUUUUGGUGUUUUUUAAAUAUGGUUUUAAAUAAUGAUUUUUAUUGAAAGAUUUUAAGUUACGCAGAACCCUUGAUUUACUGGUCAAACAAAAUGCUGAGUAUUGCACUAAGUGAGAUAAAGCAGCCAUUUGCUGACUUUGUUUGAAAAGGCUGUGUAAAAAUAUGCUAUUAAGUUACAUUCCAUUUAAGUUCAGUUUUGAGCAGAAGGAAGCGAUUCAUUUAAAUAAAUGCAUUAAUACAGGACGUUGUUGUAUGAUGGGUUUCUACCUCAUGUUGGGUGUUUAUUUUGACCUCUUUAGCAUGCUUGUGAAAUUGAUGUGUGUUUUCAGCUGGCAGGUGAUAAUGGUAUGCUGUUUUGUGAUAAUGGGAGCAAUGGACAGAAUUGGUCGUCUGGUUUUAGCAAAUUCCUGUGAAACCCAAUACUCUCUGUAUCUGUCCCAGACAAACCUGCUAAUAAUUUACAGAAUGUUUGCUUAGAUAACCAAGACGAAAAAGUGUUUUAAUGAUGCACAUGGCACAAAUAACUUCUGUACCUGAAGGAAUGUUGCUUGCUUUUGUUUAAUUGUAAUAAAAAGCACACAUUCAAAUGCUA